CAGAUUUUGUAUUUUUUUCACUACUUCUUAGUCUUUUUUUUUUUUUUCUUGUGUAAUAUUUUGGGAGAAAAUGACCCUUGCCCUCUUGACUUCCGUCAUGUGUUUCCGGUUGUUUUGAUUUUCCCGCCGUACGGGCUUUCUGUCAUCCGUUCCGGGCUGUUAUAUUUCUGUUCCUAAUGUGGUUUAAUUAAUACGUUUAAUCAAUAUGAGUUCUUCAAACAGCUACAUUAGCUCUUUGGAGCCUAAUGACCGAACCAGGUAUUUUGAGAAAUUAAUGGUAAGUGUCGAAGACGCCGGCGAUAGUUCAAACCCGGAAGUGACUGGUUCGGCGGUGACUGGUGACGGUGUACGCCUACCUGACCCAUACAGUCUGACAGGUUGGAAGGAUGAUUUGAGCCUCUGGCCAGAUACGGACUAUGGGUGCAUCUACACCUACCUAAUCGAGGCUCCAGGUCCGUUUAACGGAGAAGCCAUGAAAGCCUAUAAAUCCCUGGAGGCGUACAAUGUCUUUAUAAGUGGCCAUGUGAGGGAGUGCAGGUACCACCCUAUUGGAAAAAAUGUGAAGGUCUGCUUCCUUAAGGCCAAGGUUGUGCCAGGACAGAGAGUAACAGAGACUCCUCACAACCCAUGGGUGUGUUUGACCAAAAAAGAGGGUUAUGUCAUGGCAGCUCACUGCACUUGUAUGGCAGGAUUGGGAGAGGUCUGCAGCCAUGUGGCUGCACUGCUGUUCGCAGUGGAGGCCUCCAGGUCUCUUCAGGAAAAACGGACGUCAUGCACCAGCAGAAAGGCCGUGUGGAACAAAUAUUACAAAGAUAAGGUUGAUCCACAAAGGGCUGAGGACAUGGACUUUUCGCACCCUAAACAUGGAGUCCAGAUCAAGAAGGCGCGCCUGAAGCCGCAGUGUGAUGUGCCACCACUCAGUGAAGAAGAGGCCGCUUCUGCUUUCUCACAACUGAGGAAGCUGUGUCCCACUGCCAGUGCUGUCAUUAAAGAGGAGGAGGACACAGACACAGCAUCAGAAGAUGAGUCAGAUGUCAACACAGAGACGCUUCCCCCUGUGGUAUACAGGUCUUGUCAUCCAGCCAAAGUCCCUGUUACUAGUGUUAGUGUAGACAGCAUCCUUGAGGAUGUUCGGUGCAACCCCGAGCAAAUCACAAACCUCAACAAAGCUACAGUGGGGCAGUCCAAGUCUGCUUUAUGGCGUCAGCAACGCAAGGGUCGUGUGACUUCUACAUCCAUGCAUGAUGUCCUUCAUGCAUCAAACCCCACCACUGCAGUACGGAAGGUCAUGCAAUAUGACUGCAAGGAUUUGAGCCAAGUGAGUUAACUGAAAACUAGUACAGUGUACACUUGCAGGAAGCCAUUUUUCGUAGGUAAUUAAGGCACACAAAGAGACAACAUUACCCUGUAUAUUGGAACAUGUACCAUAAUAAUCCCAGAGCAAGUGUAGCUCUGAUCUUUAUUUGGAUUUAAACAAUACCAGGAGUCUAAAUAUUUCUGCAAAGUGUGACAGUCUAAAUGUUCAGUCAAUGCGAGAUAGUGUCAUAUUAGAGAUGUAAUUCAUUUGUGCUUUCUAUGUCAGAAA
Molecule: messenger RNA, 1585 nt
Organism: Branchiostoma floridae (Florida lancelet)
Lineage: Eukaryota; Metazoa; Chordata; Leptocardii; Amphioxiformes; Branchiostomatidae
Exons: 5
Coding region: 206-1327 (373 amino acids)
Molecular function (GO): zinc ion binding
Source: RefSeq, a predicted model, not a curated record